AUGAAGAUCACCACGCCUGGCCUUGUGCCAGUUUACACGGUCUCGGGCGCAUCCACAGGCAGGCCGCUGCCAGACUGGCUUGCCCGCAGAAGGAAGAGGAGUCUGAAAUAUGACCCCGAAUAUUCAAGUCGAGUCGAACUGCUCCAGGACUUCGAGUUCGAGGAGGCCAGUGUCUGCGUGAGGGUCUCCGAGGAUGGCCAGUGGAUCAUGAGCACGGGCACAUACAAACCGCAAAUACACACCCACGACCUCAGCCAGCUCUCCCUCAGUUGGGACAGACACACCUCGGCCCUCAACCAAUCUUUCGUCCUCCUGAGCCAAGAUGCCUCCAAGUCGCUUCACCUCCAGUCCGAUCGCAAGCUCGAGUUCCAUACCUUGGCUGGAUGUCAUCACGAAAUAAGGUUGCCACGGUACGGCCGAGAUCUUGUUUACGACCGCAACUCGUCCGAGGCCCUCGUCGCAGCCACAGGACUGGGAUCAAAUGGAACAGGAGAAGUCUUCCGUAUGAAUCUUGUCGAAGGCAGGUUCAUGAAGUCUUACGAGAUUGAUGUUGGUGGUGACGACGGGAUCGAGUCCGGCUUGCAGGGCAGUAUUGAGGCUGGUUGCGUCAGUUCGGCCGCCGUCGCCGAAAAUACCCACAACUUGCUGGCUUUCGGCACAUCCAAGGGCUCAGUGGAAAUGAUCGACCCACGGGUCAGGUCUAAGGUAGCUGUUCUCGAAGGUCUGGAGGGACAGGUGACAGCCUUGGACUUCAACACUUAUUCCGGACUUUCUCUGUCCAUAGGCACGAGCCAGGGCAUAUGCUCCGUUUUUGACCUACGAAGGCCAGUCCCUCUUCUUCGAAAAGACCAAGGCUUUGGUUACGCUAUCCAAAACAUUCUACAUCUCAAAACAGCAUCCCAGGAGAGGAAGAUCUUGACAUCAGACAAGAAAAUCAUCAAAAUUUGGGACGAGACGAGUGGCGAAGCCUGGACGCAUAUAGAGCCCACUACCGAUUUGAACUGCGUUCAGUGGGUCAAGGAUACAGGCACACUUGUGACUGCCAACGAAGGCAAGCAGCAGCACGUGUUCCACAUUCCAUCCCUGGGUUCAGCACCAAAGUGGUGUGGAUUCCUGGACAAUAUGGUGGAGGAAAUGACCGAGGAAGCCCGCACAGAGACAUACGACAACUACAAGUUCUUGACCCUACCGGAGUUGAAGGCACUCAGCCUGGAUCAUCUUGUUGGAACCCCUACGCUCCGCCCGUACAUGCACGGUUACUUUGUCGACACGAAACUGUACGAGCAAGCGCACCUGGUCGCGAACCCGUUCGUGCUCGAGGAGGAACGUCAAAAGAGGAUCCAACAGAAGGUGGAGAAGGAGCGUGCAAGCAGGAUUCGGGGCACCAAGAAAGUCAAGGUCAACCAGAAACUCGCCGACAAGAUCCUUGCGCGGCAAGAAAAGAGAGAAACCGUGGAUACCAAUGCAGGCGUCCUUGGGGACGAGCGUUUCGGCAAGCUCUUCGACGACGAAGACUUUGCUGUCGACGAGACGAGCAGGGAGUUCAAGAUGCUCAACCCUAGCACAACGGCCGGCGCGCAAGCAGGCGCAAACGGUGCUCGAAGGCAACGUGUCGAUUCUGAAGAAGAGUCGGACGAGGACACUGGAAGUGAACAGCACAGUGAACCGAUCCAACAACAAUCACAAGGUGUCUCCAUGCGAGUCUCAUCAUCCGGCCAGGCUGGUAGAAGUAAGGAUGUCGCUCUCGGCUCACGCGUGCAGAAGAAUGGCCGCGUGGGCAAGAUUUCGCAGGGUGAUGCAGUGGGCGAGAGAUCAAUUACUUUCGUGCCAGAAUCCAAGAAAAAGCAGAAGCCCGAGCAGCCUGCCUCUGACAACAAACGCUCAGCGCAAAGACGGAGUGCCAGCACGAAUACCUUCAGGAAACUAUAA
Messenger RNA from Diaporthe citri, 1929 nucleotides. RefSeq lists its product as uncharacterized. Gene Ontology annotation, molecular function: protein binding. The coding region runs from base 1 to 1929 and encodes 642 amino acids. The record is from RefSeq and is a predicted model, not a curated record. The transcript has a single exon. NCBI's taxonomy places the organism in Eukaryota, Fungi, Ascomycota, Sordariomycetes, Diaporthales, Diaporthaceae. Gene Ontology annotation, cellular component: nucleus; small-subunit processome; 90S preribosome. Gene Ontology annotation, biological process: maturation of SSU-rRNA from tricistronic rRNA transcript (SSU-rRNA, 5.8S rRNA, LSU-rRNA).